Molecule: messenger RNA, 942 nt
Organism: Acanthopagrus latus (yellowfin seabream)
Lineage: Eukaryota; Metazoa; Chordata; Actinopteri; Spariformes; Sparidae
Product: transcobalamin-1-like
Exons: 5
Coding region: 198-599 (133 amino acids)
Biological process (GO): cobalamin transport
Molecular function (GO): cobalamin binding
Source: RefSeq, a predicted model, not a curated record
CAUGUGAUUACCUUCGGUUUCUGGAUGAUGUGAUGUGCGGAUGGGCGAUAUAUAAGUCAGUGAUCAGCAGUUCACCCACCAGCACCAGCAGCUACUCAAACAGGAAGGACCUUCUGCUGAAAUCAAUCAACGGCUCCUACUGAUACGUCUGUCAGAGGUAACAUUUCAGGUUCAGAGUUUGGUUUCUGGACGUCAGGAUGAAGACCCCUGCUCUGCUCCCUGCAGCCCUGCUGCUGGUUUCUCUGAUUGCAGCCGCAAGUUCUGAUCUAACGCCCUUUACUGUCCUUGUGACAAACUCUGUGACACCCACCCCUUGCAAGAACUACAGCGCUGCCGUGGUCUUCAGAGGGAUCUUGUUGGGUGGAUUGAGGAGACUGCAGAACUCAACCAAAGACUUCACGUUCACCUACACAGAGGAUCCAAACUAUGGCCCGUUCCUGCAGAGUGUCAACGGUUUGCCUGGAAGUCAGAAGAAUCGUACCUACUGGGAGCUACUGGUAAAGAAAACCGAUGGCCAAACCAUCAGGCCUGAUGUUGGUAUUGGAUGUUACCUUCCCAACAAAUAUGAGACAAUCAUCCUGAACUACAACAAAUACUGAGGAACCAGCAGCCACAGGACAUCACCACGAGAUCCUAGGAAGAGUCAGAUCCAAGUGUGUCAUUCUACUGUAUUUAUCUAAUGUAUAUAUCAUUAUUAAUCAACUAGGACGGAUUGGUCUUUGACGUCCAGUAAGAAUUCACAUCUGAGCACAUGGCCCUCCAUGUUACGAAGCCAAGUAUAUGCAUGGAAACAAACCAUAUUGUUGUAUAACUGAGAUGGAAACAGUAGAUACAUUGUGUCUUGACUUUCUUGUGAUUGUCUUUAUGAGAUUCUACCUUCACCUGGAAAUCCUCAGUUCUGGAACCUGGUCAUUAAAAUGUACACUUGAAGUUAUUAGCUCA